GUCACUUUUGAAAGACGCACGAAAGAUUUGUAUCAACACACAAAGCAGCCGUGAUAAUGAUGUAUUUUCCUAAAAUAUUUCAUUUUAUCACUUUACAUUUGUUGGUGGUUUCUUUGGCUUCUCAGGAAGAGCAACACACCAGAAGAUCGUACACAGUCAACCCAGGAAAGAUUUUGUUUUGUCCGUCGGCUCGUGCCGGACCACCAGGCCCUCCUGGACCCCCGGGUCUUCCAGGAAGAGACGGGCGAGAUGGAAGAGAUUGCCCCCCCUGUAACUGUGCGUCAGUGCCGUCCCCUCCAGUGGAAAGUCCUUGCCCGGGAUCUCCACCGCCAGUACCUCAAGGCCCACCAGUGGGAGGCCCUCCUGAAGGACUUGGAUCCGCUCACAAUCCGGCAAAAUCCUGCGAUGAAAUCUAUCAUUCAAUAUCAGCAGGUGUUCAAAGUGGGGUUUACUGGCUCCAGGCUGCUCGCGGCAGCCCAUACCAGGCACAUUGCGAAAUUAUCACAUCGGCGUGUAAAGACAAUGGAGGCUGGACACUAGUUGCACGAGUGGCUGGAAUGUCCGGAGAUUUCUCACCCACAAGUCCUCUCUGGGCCAAUGAGGAUGUAGUUAGCCCCUGGGAUGCAGCUGACAUUACAAAAACAACAUCUAUGAAAAAUCCCGGUUGGUUCUCUGUACCAAAUCGAGUUAUGCGCAUAUGCUACAGCGGUCCUCGUAGUGACUGCGCGACAUUCACCCACAACAGAGGUCUGACUCUUACCCAGCUCUUCGCAACUCAGUUCGCAGUAGAAGUUCAAGAGGAGUACACUUUUGAAACGUUGAUGAAAAAACUUGGCAAACACUUGGACUUGGGGCACCUAAAAACUGAAUGGUGCGGCCUCAAUUUAGGAAAUCUUUGUAACUUGGUAGCGGAUCCAAAUAAGGAGCCUGGAACUCAUGUCUGUCGCAUAGGCUGUAUUGGUGACACCAGUCUUCCUCGAUCACCUAAUGGCUGCAACCCUGACGACUAUUCACUUGGGAUCGGUGUGUCAAGCUGCAACUCUCCACACGGUUGUCACGGUCACGUGUCAACAACAAGUAGCUUGCACUUUAGUAUGUAUUCAAGAUAUGGGGAUUAUCAACAAACGGCAUUCAUUUAUGUAAAAUAAAUCAAAACUUAGUUUGGCUAUCCUUUGAUCAAACAUACAAUAUCGCCGUACCAACUCAUUUUCAAUUAGAACGUCAUAAACUUUCUUUAUUUACCUCUCUACCAUACGAGAUAUUUACAAUUUGAAGGAAAGAAUAGAGAAACUAACCA
Molecule: messenger RNA, 1297 nt
Organism: Pocillopora verrucosa
Lineage: Eukaryota; Metazoa; Cnidaria; Anthozoa; Scleractinia; Pocilloporidae
Molecular function (GO): oligosaccharide binding
Source: RefSeq, a predicted model, not a curated record